Molecule: messenger RNA, 1613 nt
Organism: Sitodiplosis mosellana (orange wheat blossom midge)
Lineage: Eukaryota; Metazoa; Arthropoda; Insecta; Diptera; Cecidomyiidae
Product: FAD synthase-like
Exons: 4
Coding region: 658-1272 (204 amino acids)
Biological process (GO): FAD biosynthetic process
Molecular function (GO): FMN adenylyltransferase activity
Source: RefSeq, a predicted model, not a curated record
AAAAAAAUCCGAACAAUGCGUGUCGAUAAAAACAACACAAUUAUCUCAUACAAGGAUAAAGUCACCGAUUCCAUUCAAGUACGUAUUGACACUUUGUGUCACGAGCGAAACCAUAAAAGUAUCGAGUGAAUAGAGAUAAAUCAGUAUAGAAUUGAACAUUUCACUUUGAACAUUCCAAUCAAAGUAAACUUUUUCUUUGGCUUUGAACUUUGGAUUUAUUCCGAAAUUUCACCUUCGGUUGUGCGACACAACUCUAAAGGAUCAUUUUGUGCUCUGGUUGAAUUUAGAGUUUUAGUCUUUUGAAAAAAAAAAAUUCAAAAAGUCUUUUCAAAAACAAUCCUUUAGAGAAAGUCAAUGAAGUUACUGACAUAAAACUGAUCAGGUUUGAAGAAGAAAAAAAAAAUUCCCACAAAAACAAGAUUCUUCCACACAAAAAAACUCGACUUGUUCGACCUGAUGCUCACUUUUUGUGGGUAAAAAAAAAAAAAAAAAUAUGUAAUUGACGUAUUGAUCCAUGCAUAAGGUGAGACUGAUUGCAAAUUUCCGAUAAUUAUGAAAAAAAUCAGCAACAGAACAAAACCGACAACCUUGGAAUGAACAAAUUAGUAGAAAAAUCGUGAAUCAAUCGACAUUAUCGCAAAGUCAAAGCCGAAGAUAAUGGAUGUGCUCAACAAGACACUUGAACUGUAUGAAGCGCGGGAGAUUUUUCUAUCGUUCAACGGUGGCAAAGAUUGUACCGUAUUGCUACACAUGUUCGCCAGUUUGUUUACAAAACGAUAUCCAAACAAAACGCUACUCUGUUUGUACAUCCAACCGGAGAGUCCGUUCGAUGAAAUCGAAGAUUUUAUCCGUGAAUGUGAACAAACCUAUCGCAUUCAGAUGGAAACGAUACGUGGUACAGUGAAAGGGUCUCUCUUUGAAAUAUGCCAAAGAUAUCCGUACUUGAAGGCAGUCGUCAUGGGAUGCCGACGUACCGAUCCGUAUUGCAGCGAUUUGAAUGAGUUUCAGAAGACAGAUUUGAGUUGGCCGCAGCUGAUGCGAGUGAAUCCAUUGCUCGAUUGGAAUUGCAAAGACAUAUGGGACUAUUUGCAUGAGAAGGAUGUGCCUUAUUGUUCGCUGUAUAAAAAAGGAUACACAUCAGUUGGCGAUCGAACAAAUACCGUGCCGAAUCCGUAUCUCAAGCGAGCGAAUUCGAUACCGGGAAAGGAUGAAUACUUGCAUGCCGAUCAACUUAUUAACGCAGACGAAUACGAACGCGCUGGCCGCCUAUGACACACAGCCCACAGCAAACUUUAGUUCAAACGUUUGCUCUAUAAAUCAAUGGUCAGAUUUGUAUUGGCUAGGAACAAAAAUUGUACUUCUUUCCUGAUAAACAAACCAAUUGACCGAAUUUCAUCCAAUUGUUACUUACCCGUUAGAAUUUAUAUUUAUUUUCAUAAACAAUUUAAAAAAACAUUUUUUUGCUGUAAAAAAAAUCAACCUUAUUUUUGGCAAGGUGAUGAAAAGAAUGAUUUUUUUCUGUUAUUAUUACUAGUAGUUGAACCUUCGAUUUUUUUCCAUUGUAUAUUUAUUAAAAGAUAGAGAGUAAUAAAUGAGAAUGACAUGGCAUCAAA